AAUUUAUGAAAACGUCAGAGUGCGGAAGUGGUGGUUGUUGUGGGCAGUGCGCAGUGCACUGUGCAUGGCGAAUGGCCAAUAACAGAAGAACUAUGGCAAAUUAGCAGUUUCUUUGUUGUUUUUAAAUGACCGUGUGAUGUUGACGAAGCCCGGAAACAUCAGCGAACAUAACUUCAAGCUAACGCUAACAGUUAGCACAGAAAGCAGCCAUGGCUGAGGCCGGAGCACACCUGACCUCCACCGCUGUGAAUGAGCAGCCGUCCAUCUUUGAGGUGCUGGCACAGGAGUCUCUGAUGGAGGCGGUCAGACCGGCACUGAGACACGCUGUCAAGGUUCUGGCAGAGUCCAACCCAUCCCGUUUUGGCUUCCUGUGGCGAUGCUAUGAUGAGCUCUACCUGCUGCUGGACCUCCUCCUCCAGAACCACUUCCUGUCUCGCUGCAGUGCCUCCUUCUCUGAGAACUUUUACGGCCUGAAGAGAGUUUCGGGAGGGCGAGGACUUCCCGUUCGCCUGGGGCUGCACAGGAAGUCGCACUGGUGCUCUCUUCUUGUUCUCUGCUUGGUACCGUACCUGCGGGCCAAGCUGGAGGCGACACUGGCGCGGCAGAGGGACGAGGAGGACUUCUCUAUCCGGCUGGCACAGACCAGGAGUCAGAGGCUGUACAGGGCGGCCGUGGCAGCGUACCCGUACGUCAGCUCGGCCUGGCAGGCCUGCGUCUUCUGCCAGCAGCUGCUCUUUGUCUUUGGAGCGGCCAGGACCCAUAAUCCCUUGCUGUGGCUGGCCAGGGUCAGACUGGCACGACUUAAUGUUCAAGAUAUCAGAGACAUGGAGCUGAAGGGCAGCAAAACUGGCAAUCCAGCUGAGGGGAGCCUGGUGCAGAGAGUGUGGUGGUUGAUGUCACAAGGUGCGCAGGGCGUGGCCGUGUCCCUCUCCACCUCGUUGUCGCUGGGCGUCUUUUUCCUACAGUUCCUAGAGUGGUGGUACUCCUCAGACAACCAGAGCACUGUGAAAAGCCUCACCUCCCUGCCUGCUCCUCCGCCUCCCCUCCACCUGCAGCAGGAGCAGAGCGGACAGGACUCUGCAGCCAAUCACGGCAAAGAAACUGAGCCCGGCUCGGUCUACAGGAGCUGCCCGCUGUGCCGGAGGCUCCGCACAAACGCCACGGUGCUGUCCACCUCCGGCUUCGUCUUCUGUUACCGCUGCAUCUACAUGUACGUGAAAUCCAACCGCCGCUGCCCGGUCACAGGCUAUCCCACGGAGCCGCAACACCUCAUCAAGAUCUACUCACCGGAGAGCUAGACCUCAUCAGUUGACCACAUAUACAAGUUUACUAUCUGACGACAAACUCUUCCAGAAAGAAAGAAAAGAAAGGAAGGAAGUGUCCUUGAUUUUUAAAAAGAUCUCGUCAGUAGGUGAUGAGUUGGCUAGUUUCCCUCUGCAGCGGGAUGUUUAGGAGCCGUGUGUUUUAAACAAAACUGUAAUCAUUGGGAUAAACACUUUGAUGUUUAUGUAUGAAAUAGUGUCUGAUACAUUAUUCAGUGAUACCAGCUGAUUUAUGUGAUGCUGGAAUGUUUUCUGAGCUUACGUCAUAUUUAAUAUUUAUGAAUUAAUUCUGAAAUGGUUUCCUCGGUGGUAUUAAGAAGACAUUUCUUUUUUUGUAACUGUACAGUCUCUGUUCAUCAGCCAGUGGUGGGAUGUCGGUUCCCUCUGUAUUUGACGAACUGUAACCGGACGGAUUAAUGUUUUAAAGACUGAUUCCAGUAUUUGACUGAGGAUAUUUAACUUGGACUAAUUUACUUAUAAAAUAAAUAAAUUGUUGCAACUAA
Cottoperca gobio is the source of this 1825-nucleotide messenger RNA. RefSeq names its product peroxisomal biogenesis factor 12 (gene pex12). Gene Ontology annotation, biological process: protein import into peroxisome matrix; protein monoubiquitination. Lineage: Eukaryota; Metazoa; Chordata; Actinopteri; Perciformes; Bovichtidae. Gene Ontology annotation, molecular function: ubiquitin-protein transferase activity; protein binding; zinc ion binding. The record is from RefSeq and is a predicted model, not a curated record. The coding region runs from base 210 to 1298 and encodes 362 amino acids. The transcript is spliced from 4 exons. Gene Ontology annotation, cellular component: peroxisomal membrane; peroxisomal importomer complex.